Molecule: messenger RNA, 876 nt
Organism: Telopea speciosissima
Lineage: Eukaryota; Viridiplantae; Streptophyta; Magnoliopsida; Proteales; Proteaceae
Exons: 5
Coding region: 118-489 (123 amino acids)
Biological process (GO): regulation of transcription by RNA polymerase II
Cellular component (GO): nucleus; NuA4 histone acetyltransferase complex
Source: RefSeq, a predicted model, not a curated record
CUAGGUGAAAAAAGAAAAAAUUGAACUUCUGUUUGUUUAGUUGAUUGUGAAAAUGUUUUGAGCUAUUUUUGAUCGAAUGCAGCUUUAAACCUCCAGGAGUUAACGAAUUCUAGAGAUAUGGAAGUUGCAGGCGAAGAAGAACGAGACGGUCUUUCAGUUCAUUCUCCAGGACAGGCUCUACCGUCUUCAGCAUCUUCUCUUCCUAAGGAGCAAUCACAGGUUGAAGUGGAACUGAGAUUGUUAGAAGCUCUCGAAAUAUAUCCUGUAGUCAAACUACAAGGUAUUCACCGCCACUUUGUCCUUUAUGGUCUGAUGGAAUUUUUGAGAAGAAGUUUUGAUCGCAACUUUUCACCUGAUGAGGUUUUGCAGUUGCUGGAUCGAUUCUACAACUUAGAGACACUGAAACCAGACAAUGAUGAGGGAGAGCUUUUGAAUCAAGAAGAAGAUUUUUCCCUACCACAAAGUUUCUUUGGCAAAGAAGAUUCGUAAUCCACAGCUUUUGGUAUAUAUACAUGUUUCUCUUCAGCUUGUACAGCCUCUCCUUUGUGGUGGUAGUCAAUACUUUAUUGGGUGCUGUUUUAUUCGUUUCAGUAGAAUAUUAGGCUGAUGGAUGGUCAAUUUGCGUUUACUUUAUAAACCUCGUCGAGAGGAAAAGAAAGUAGAUUUUAAUGUCCAUAGGGUGUGUAUGUAGGCCACUUUCUUGGCAAUGAUUUUGUUACUGAUCUUGCUCAGAAACAGGGUGGGACGCUAACGCCAAGGCAUUUUUGCAUAUACCUGCGUUGUAGGCUGUACCUGGUGAGGGCAUGUAUUACUUGACUAAACAGAUCCUUGACAACUGAUAAUAAUGGUAAGGCUACUGACUUCUUGACCUCUUUA